Quercus robur (English oak) is the source of this 1064-nucleotide messenger RNA. Its product is annotated as glutaredoxin-C5, chloroplastic-like. Gene Ontology annotation, molecular function: glutathione disulfide oxidoreductase activity. NCBI's taxonomy places the organism in Eukaryota, Viridiplantae, Streptophyta, Magnoliopsida, Fagales, Fagaceae. The transcript has 5 exons. The record is from RefSeq and is a predicted model, not a curated record. Bases 128 to 649 code for a protein of 173 amino acids. Gene Ontology annotation, cellular component: cytoplasm. Gene Ontology annotation, biological process: cellular response to oxidative stress.
CAACAAAGAAAGUAGUACAUAACAAGGAAUCAAAAAGCUCCAACAGACAAAAACCUUUGAAACCCAAACUCCAACAAAGCAGCAGAAGAAGAACCAAAAGCCGAAAGCAAAAAAACAACAAACAACAAUGGCAGUCACAUCUACUAAUCUCAACCAUAUCGCCUCUCUCUUUGUAAAUUCUCCUCUCGUACUCUCUCAUCCCAUACCAAAGUACUCCUUUUGCUCUAUUCCUCUUAGCGACUCUCGUGUCCUCAGAACCAACUUCAAAACCUCAAGAAGUCACAGACCCUUUUCUGUACAAGCCAUGUCUGAAUCCUUUGGGUCUCGCCUCGAAGAGAGCGUGAAGAAGACAGUGGCUGAGAACCCAAUUGUUGUUUAUUCCAAAACUUGGUGCUCGUACUCUUCUGAGGUCAAGGCUUUGUUCAAAAGACUUGGUGUGCAGCCUUUAGUCAUUGAAUUGGACGAACUCGGUCCCCAAGGGCCACAAGUGCAGAAGGUUCUAGAGAGGCUUACUGGCCAACAUACUGUACCGAAUGUCUUUAUUGGGGGCAAUCAUAUUGGCGGGUGUACAGACACAGUGAAGCUGUACCGAAAAGGUGAACUCGAACCUUUGCUAUUAGAAGCUAAUACUAAGAAUACAGAGAGCUAGUCCCUCGGACAUGUAGUCAUUCAAAGAAUCUGUUCUUCAUGCCAACCUGGGAUUUUUCAAGAAAACAUAUCACAUUUCUGUCUCUGCAAAUAUCAUGCAUUAGAUUUACAGUGAACCUUCUUAGCUAGUAAAUUCGUAUAAAAUCCUUAAGUUCUGGAAGUUGCUGAAGGGUAUGCGCAUCUAAAUGCUGAGGGUACCUGUGGGUGUGGUUGGAACUGUACAUUUAUUUGGAUGUAACUUUAUUAUUACCCCUCCACACCCCCCCCCCCCCCCCACUCACUUUUUUUUCUUAUUUCGGUUGCUUUGUAAUUUUAUUUCUUAUUUUUGGUUUUUAAGUUACAUUCCAUGUUUUGGAAAAGUACCAAAUAGUUUAAUGAGGAAAUAACUGUGCUGAGAUUUCGGAAGUGAGAAAUAA